Messenger RNA from Emiliania huxleyi CCMP1516, 726 nucleotides. RefSeq lists its product as hypothetical. Gene Ontology annotation, molecular function: ATP binding; protein kinase activity. Gene Ontology annotation, cellular component: plasma membrane. The transcript has a single exon. NCBI's taxonomy places the organism in Eukaryota, Haptophyta, Isochrysidales, Noelaerhabdaceae. The record is from RefSeq and is a predicted model, not a curated record. Gene Ontology annotation, biological process: protein phosphorylation. The annotation marks the transcript as partial.
CGGCCCGUCGAGAUAGCCCUGUCGGACCUCACCGCGGCGACGGACGGGUUUGCAGAGGGCAAGCUGAUUGGCAGCGGCGGCUUCAGCCGCGUCUACGAGGCGUCGGCCAACCUCCACCUCUCCCUCGCCGCGCCUCCGCAGCUGCGCCACUUGCCGCUCGUCGUCAAGCGGGCAAAGUCGGGCCAGUCGGGCGGCUUGUCGCGGGCGGAGCUCGAGGUGAAGCUGCUCAAGGCGGUGAGCCACCCGCACUUGCUGCCGCUGCUCGGCUACUGCCUCUCACCCGACGGCGUCUGCCUCCUCUCGCCGCUGAUGCGCGGCGGCUCGCUCGAGGCGCGGCUGCGUAUCUCGGAUCCCGACCGCGCUGCGCAGCUCCGGCGGCUGGGGAUGGUGGAGCCGCCGAGGCCGCUGACGUGGCGGCAGCGCGUGCGUGUCGCGUGCGAGGCGACCGAGGCGCUCGUCUACCUCCACUCGAAGGGCAUCGUGCACCGCGACGUCAAGCCGGACAACAUCCUGCUCGACGAGAAGCUGACCGCCGUGCUCGCCGACACGGGCUUCGCCAAGGACCAGCGUCCCGACGCGUCUGUCCGCUGCCGCUCGACCGCCCUCUACAUGUCCACGGGCUACCUCUGCCCCUCCAUUACCAAGGGCGGCGAGUACUCGAGCAAGACGGACGGCUACGCCAUCGGCAUCACCCUCCUCGUCUGCCUCACCAGCCGCUCCGAGGUG